Messenger RNA from Rotaria socialis, 2067 nucleotides. The record is from the annotation of a GenBank genome assembly. Lineage: Eukaryota; Metazoa; Rotifera; Eurotatoria; Philodinida; Philodinidae.
AUGGAGAAACUUGAUAAGAAAGAAGAAGAAACAUGUUAUGCAUAUGUCGAUGCUGAAAUGGCUCAAUUCGAAGAAGUAGCUGGAACAUGUUCAAAUAAAGAUAAUGUUGAUGAACAUUGUUGUACAGUAAGAAGUGUUACUAUUGGUUUAAUGUAUGUUAUUGGAAUGUCAUAUCUACAGCAAUGGGGAAUUUUUCAAAAUAUGGCUCCAUUUAUAGCAUCAGUUUUAGUUAUUGUUUCUUCAUUUCCAUUAGGACAUUUAUGGACUUUAAUUGUACCUAGAUCAAGAAAAUUUACAUUAAAAGAACAUGCAUUUAUUUUAGUUAUGGCUAAUGUUGCCUAUCUGUAUAAUUCAGUUUUUAUCUAUGCUACUUUAACAACAUUGAAAGUACUUGAAAGAGAAGAUGCCAAUUUUGCUUAUUAUUUCUUUUUUGUUCUUUCAAUUCAAUUUCUUGGAUUCGGUCUUGCAGGAAUUCUUCGUCGAUUUUUGGUUUGGCCAUGUGAAGUUAUUUGGCCACAAAAUCUACCAUUAAUAGCUGUAUUACGUACAUUUCAUGAACGCCAAUCGAGUGUAACAGAAGCAUCAUAUGGAAGUCAACAUCUAAGUUUAAUACAAAAAUUAUUAAAUAAUCGUUUAUUAUUUUUUUGUGUUAUAUCAAUAAUUGCAUUUGUAUAUGAAUGGCUACCAUUAUAUAUAAUGCCAAUAUUAGCUUAUUUUUCUUGGAUGUGUUGGAUUAGCCCAUCAAACAAUGCUUUAGCACAAUUAACAGCAGUACGUGGUCUUGCUAUAGGUGGUGGAGGUUUAUCAUUAGAUUGGUAUCAAGUAACAAUAUAUCUUGGAUCACCAUUAAUUUUACCUGGUUGGGCAUUAAUUAAUAUUGCAUUUGGUUUUGUUUUAAUUAUUUGGUUUAUUGUUCCAAUUGUAUAUGGAACAAAUAUAAGAUCAUUUACAACAUUACCAAUAGGUGGAGUUGUAUCAACAGAAUUUACAGCAUUAAGUUUAGUUACUGCAUUUGCAUCAUUUGCAAGUAUAACAGCUGUUUUUGUUCAUGCAUUAUUAUUUCAUGGUAUUGAUAUAUGGCAACAAUUUCGUACAAAAACAUUAGCAAACAUGGGCAAUGAUAUGCAUGCUCGUAUGAUAUCACUUUAUAAAACAGUUCCUGAUUGGUGGUAUUUAGAAUUAUUUGCAUUAGCAUUGAUUGUUGCUUGUGUUACAUGUGAUCAUGCUGGUUGGUUAAGUUGGUAUUAUGUUUUAUUAUCAUUAUUUAUUGGAGCUUUAUUUACAUUACCGUUUGGAUUGGUAUCAUCUAUAACUGGACAAUUACUGCAUAAUUUAUCUGUUUAUUAUAUAUGUUUAUUAAUUGCACAAUCAUUAUCAUUACAGACAUCAGCAAAAAAUAUUUAUACAUUUAUUGCACUUGGUUAUGUUGUAUUUGUUCAAACAUUGGCUUUAAUUCAAGAUAUGAAAUUAGCUCAUUAUAUUAAAAUAGGUCCACGUCCAUUAUUUGCUGCGCAAUGUCUUGCAGGUUUUGUAUGUUCAACAUUUUCGAUUGCAAUUCGUUAUAUGUAUUUUAAACAAGGAAAAAAAACAGUUAAUUGGUCAAUAUUUAAUAAUACUAAACUUGGUUGGACACUUUUAAAUGAUUACAAUGGAUUUUUUAAUGGAACUAAUUUAGCUAAUCGAGAUUUAUUAUGGGCAUUUUUAGUUGGAGCAUUUAUACCAAUACCAGGAUGGUUUUUAUCAAAAUUUAAACGUUUUCAUUGGUUAAAUAAACUACAUUGGCCAUUAAUAUUUGUUACUAUUGGUUGGAUGCCAUCCAUUGUACCAGCCGGUGCACUAUUUACUUGGCUUUUAAUUGGUCUAAUUGUUUAUUUUUCAUUUGGUAAAUAUAGUUGGAGACAACGUCAUGUUUAUUUAGUUUCGGCUGCUCUUGAUUUGGGUCUUAAUAUAACAAUAAUUAUUGUUAGUACUGCAUUCAAAAAUAAAAAUAUUGCUUUUCCAGAAUGGUGGGGAAAUAAAAAUACUACUGUUUAUGAUAGUUGUGAAAAAGCUGUUCAAACUUGGUAA